CCAAGCCAAGUCCUUCCCCCCAUCGAUGCAGCGAACCAAUCGCUACUUUGCUUUCGGCGUCAGUUUGGUUUCUAAAUAACUUUUCCGUCGGCAAAAUCAGUGCCACGCUCCGAGAAUGGAUACUCUCUCUCUUUUCCCUGGUGGAUGGACGUUAAUGCCCACGAUCACAGGUACUAUCAACCAGUUCAUUUGCCUUAGCCGUGAUUGAGCCAUGAUCACAUUUAUGCCUUUUAGUUUUAAGUGAUGGGAAUUCGUAUAAUAUAAAAUACUUGGAUCGCGCUAAGACACAACAUUGGAGAGUGGGUUCAAUCCUCUAGAAAGUAGUAGUUUCUAGCUAAACUCGCUACCUAACUAUUACCCACAUUUUUUUUAAUGUGCUGUAUACUCUUUGCUAUAGUAUCUCCGGUGGCUGAAUUGAAACUGAACCGAGCUAUAGUUCCGUUUUUUUGUUGUUUAGUCGGGUAAAGUGGGUGGCAUUGAGUGAAGUCGUGGUUUGCAAUGCAUCGCUUGGUGACAUUGGUAUGGGUCUUUUUUUGUGUGUGUGUGGUUUGGAAGCGGUUCUCAAGGCAACCAAGGCCUGCUACUUUUGAAGUCUUUCCAAUGCUGCAAUCUCGAUGCCUCUCUGAAUUUCUGCUACAACUGCCUUGGACGAUAUAAACACAAGGGUAUCAAGUGUCCCAAGUGACAAAGCUUUCCAUAAGACGGGCCUUCAGCCAGUAGGCUAGAUUCUAAGCCAUGGCUUUGGAGGUGGGCUUCAGAGGAGCAGCCAAUCAGGAUACUGGGUGACACCAGACCUGGCUAGAGGUCAGAUCUGAGAGAGGAUGGAGACCAGAGGGCAACGCACAAGGGCAGGAAUUUUGUUCUGGACCCCCGCUCCUCAACGCCCCUCUCCCUUCAGCUCCAUAGGCUCAGAGGUGGACUGGGGGGAAGAAGAAGAGGAGGAUGAGGAAGGUUGGGACAGGAAAGCAGAAGAGGAGGAGGGCUUCCACACCCAGAUGGAUGAGAACGGGAUCAUAGGACUGGACGAGGCCUUGGACGAUGUGGGUCCGGGAGGAGAGGAGGAGGGACAGGAGAAUCCACCCCGGUACUCUGGAGCCUUGGAGGGGUCCCUGUCCCCCAGUAGGGCAGGUGGGCUGCGGCUGGUGGACCCUCUAGAGGAGCUGAGUUAUAACCUGAGUGAGCUGCAGGACUCUGAGCCACCUGGAGAGGACACGCACGAGCUCUCACUCUGUGACGAUGUAUUGGAGGACAAGGACAGUGUGGAGAUCUGGAGUGAGGAAGAGGAGCAGCAGAAAGUUGAACAGGAGAAGAGCUGCGUGGUCGACAGGCAGCGGAUGGAGCAUCUCCCAGAGAGAGACAGACAGCUGGACGUGACGGAGGACGAGAAGGAGAUGGAGGAGGAGGAGGACAGCGAGCCACACGCGCACACUGACACGAUGGCAUAUCCUGUCAUAGCUGGGGCUGGGCCUGGGCCUGGGCCUGGCUGGGACCAGGGCCUUAUUGUCAGAGGUGGAAAGUGGGGGAAGGAGGAGAGCGAGGUCUGUGCUGUAGGCAGUUAUAGGGCCGACCUACAAAUAGAGAAGACUAGUGAACUCUCAGAGAGUGACAGCAGAGGGGGGGAACGGUUGGGAGCGAGUGUGUCUGGAAACCAAAUUUUCCCUCCCGACCUGCUCUGUUCAUCCCCCCAGUCUCUCCCCUCCCCUCCCAGUUCUACCUUUCCUCACCUCCUCCACUUCUCCUCUGAGGAGUUGGCCUAUGCUCCAGGGAUUGAAGCCGAGACGUUCCCGGAGGAUCCCACCUUCACGGAGAGCCUUCCGGAAUCCCGCAGCAGCCGGAUGAGCAACGCCCCCAGGCCUCAUUGGCCGCUUGAGUCAGGGGGGGAGGAUCUCAAGCCUAGGACCUCCCCUUACCCAGCAGCUAUCUCUCCUGCGUGUGGGAUAUCUUAUCAACUCAGCGAGAGAAAAGAGAGGGGUGGAGAGAGCCCACAGGAUGAGGCAGGCGUUAACCAUCGACAACACCCCUAUCCGAGGAGGAUAAGACAGAGCUUAUCUGACACCCCACAAGCCAUGGUUUGUUCCUCUCAGACAUCCUGGCAUGUACCCUCACAGUCCCCCCUUCACAGCAGCACCAAGGACUGGAACCACCAGACCCCCAGGGAGAGCCCCCCCAAACCCCAACCCAGGAGUCAUGACCCUGACAUGGACGAGGGCCGAAGAGGCCCACUGACCUACCCCACCCCAGACUUCUCCAAGGUAGAGCCCAGGGUCCACUUCCCUAAGAGCGGCUACACCCCCCCCAAGAGCAAAGGCUCCCCCAGAAAGAGGUCUCUGUCAGUGGAGCCCCCCCUGGUGUUCAAGUCCCCUGCUGACAUAGUGAGAGAGGUGCUGCUGAGCAGUACAGACGGACCCCAAUCCCCCUCGCCGCCCAACGGGCCCCGCAGGCCCCUGAACUCUAUGGUGCCAGAGGAUUUCAGAUGCCCACAACAGGCCAGCACUCUGGUACAGCAGCUGCAGGAGGACUACAACAGGCUGCUGACCAAGUAUGCUGAGGCAGAGAACACUAUUGACCGGAUGCGCCUGGAAGCCAAGGUGAGCCUCUACUCCGACCCUCCCAAGCCCAGUCACGCCGUCCAAUCAGGUGUACUCCAUGAAGGGUCAAAGGUCAUGACCCUAACUUUUCCCCACGCUCAGAGGGCAGAGCUCAGCUUAGGCUCUGUUUACCUAAAUGGACAGGCUGCCCAACAAGGACAUAGUGGAGUCUCCUCUGUCUGUCCCUCUGCGGCCUCCUCAUCCCCCAGAAGCCUGGGCCCUGGAGUUAGAGAGCAGCUGACCAGGGCUCUCUCAAAGCAGGCUGAGAGGUUCCUCCAGCAGGUGCAGACAUUUGAAGAGCUCCUGAGGACAGGGAAACUUAAACCGUUUGAGCAGAUGAAGGGUUUGUCCCAGCUGCUGCAGGGGCAGGAUUCUCUGGAAAGAGGUUAUCUAGCAGCACGAGACGAACACAGACUUCUACUGCAGAGAGGGGCCGAGCUGGGCCCUUUUGAUCCCGGCAGGGAGUUGGAGGGCCGUAUAUUCCAGUGUGGGAUGCGUGUGGAGGAGCUCAAGGAACAGGUGGAGCAGACUGAACAGGACCGGCCCACCUCAGAAGCCCCUCCCACUCCACCUCCUCACCCCACCCCCUACUCCAUGCCUGCAGGGGGCAGCGAGCCCAUGCCACUCCCUGAGAGCCCAGUGUUACCUCUGCCAGGGGAGUCUGGGGUGGGGGUGGAGGUUAGCUCAGCCAGCGGAGAGAGCGAGGGAGAGGAGGGAGGGAUGCCAUCCCUGCUCCUCCAUCCCUUACGCCACGAACACAAACGCGUAGAGAGAGACUUCAGCAUGCUGAUGGACCACUACCAGAGUUUCAGGGAGCUGCCCAGACUGCUAGACCUGGAUCUGACAGAGGGAGACCAUGACUCUCCUGACGCAGGAGAGGAAGCCACACAUUCAGGUGGUGAGGGGACAAGAGAGGGACCACACCCAAGGACAGGGAGGGAGAAGGGCCACACAAGUCUCGCUCAGAGACGGCCAAUGCAAGGUCAGCAGGACCCUGCAUUCAUUCCAACGGCGAGACCAAGGACCAGCAAAUCACUUCCUCCUUCCCCAAAGGACCUCAGCCAAUCCGCUGCAUUUCCUGAUCUGCUGGCCAAUGACAGCAAGAGGUCCGAGGUCAGGAAGUCUCAUGGCAGCAGUCUGACCAGUUUGGGGGAGAGUGCUGCCUCAGAGAGGCGAGGCGCCAAACUGCAGCCUGGGACCAGGAGAGUGCCGUCCCAGGAUGGGAUCAUCUCACCAGAGACUGACAGUGGUUUUGUUGGCUCUGAAAGCAGUCGUCUGACUCCUGCAGCACCUAGUGCUCUCCACCAGAGGGCCAUAGCGAGCCUGUCAGUCCCUGAGGAGCAGAGCCCAGGGAAUCCCCACCACACAUCCCCCGUGUCAGGGCAGCCUCUCCCCUCUUCCUGCACCCCCUCACACAGACCACAGAGACCAACCUUGCUGGAGCACUGUGGAGGCUCUCGUCUGAGCACCCCGAGGCAGGUACGGGGGUCUUCAGGGAGAACCAGAGGGGAGGAAAGGAGGGGCACCUCAGCCUCCAGUUCCCCCCAGCACAGGGCCAGCAGGACCCCCCAGCCCUGGGCUGGCAGUGGGACCAGUGAGUUUGGACCAGACAGUGACCACAUCCACUCUGCGUCAGGGGAGGAUGAGGGACGAAGUGACCGUUCCACCCGAACGACCCAGCAUUGCUGCCAGCCAAGCCCCUCCCCCACUGCACCCUAUCACCAUGGCGAUCCCCUCCGAGCCCUGAGCGCUGGUCAGCUGACCAACCGCAAUGAGGCCAUCCAGUCCCUGCAGGCAGAGGUGGGCAGACUAAAGGAGCGACUCGAGGGCAGUCUGAGACAGACCAACCCUCCCAGUCCUGUUAGAGCGCCCCCCUCAGCCCAGGAUGGCCACACACACUCUCUCAGCUCAACACCUCGUACCAGGUCUGCUCAGCGAAGGAGGGAUGGUGGUAGAGAGGAGAGCAGGGAGGAGAGGAGGUGGGGUGAGGAGCAACAGGUGGAGGAGAGGUCUCCCGGGUUGACUCCUAGAAGAUCAGCCUCUGUUCCCAGACAGAGACCUGAACUGGACAUUACGACAGAGUCGGAGCAUUUCCAGUCCACACCCAGACUUCGGUUCUCCAGGCGUAUCCCAGUGUCCCCUGCAACGUGGGGAGGCAGCCAUGGCAGAGCAGAGACCGUCAGGAACAGCGGUGCCCACACAAGGCAGCGUGUCAGUAUGUCUGUAGGUGGAGAUGGUGGUGAUAAACCUGACGGUAGAGGGAGGCAGGACCCUGUGUGUCCACAAUGUUCCCCACAGACACACAGCCAUGGACACUCUACACGACCAGACGGAGGUGGUGGUGACACUGAGCCUGUCCACAGUCACACUGGUCUUCAUUCUCGCCACUGUCCUACGUGUGGAAGGUCUCAGACGUACCGGAGCACAAGCACGAAACACGACCGACGGACAGAGAGCGACUCAGGUCCCGCCCACAGAGGCAGCUGGCCAAUGAGCUCCCCCCACGGUGAUGUGAGAGGCGUGUACUUUGCAGCGCCGCCCCCUCCUGUGCUGGGCAGUGUGCCGCUGGUCCAGUGUGUGCCAGUGUGCCCGCCAGUUCUGUACUACUCCAGCCCUGUGAUGAAUGUAGCUCCAUCCCAGCCCCAGCCCAUCUACGUGUCUCUGGGUGGGGGUGUGGCCACUGGGGUUAGGGGUCAUCAUGAGCAGGUCCGAGGUGGAGCUGGCCAUUCCCUGUCUGCUGACCAGCGCUCUCUGAGCAGCUCUCUGAACCAUGCCAUCGAGGCGGCCAGGGGGAUGAGGGAGGCCUCUCGACGCAUGGCCCGCACCAUCGCCACCGGACUGCACCACCAGGAGGCGCUGUCACAGUCCUGCAUGUACUGAUGGACCAGACCAGACACACACACCGGGGGUUGUGUUCAUUAGUGUACACCGUAGCAAAAAUGUUUUGCAACUUAAAAGGGAGAACAAGCGUUUCUUAUUGGAGACGUUCAGGUACUGGUAGUCCCAACCCGUUUCGGUCUGUUUUCUUCCGUUUGGUGUCGAGUGAACAUGACCCUGGCAAGUCUUUGGACCAGCCACUCUGUACUGACAUGGACAUCUCUAAAUGUGAAUUUAUUGUACUGUGCACCUAGUAUAACAGUUCGGUAUUUGGGGUAACAUGAAGCGAGUUCCUGGGUACAGAUCCUGGGGCCUCAAGCCAGUCAUUCAGCUGCAGGUUUCUUGGUUUUAGGGAGUGAGGAACUACAGACCCUUGACAUCAGUAUUUGAUCAUCACCCAGUGGCUCAGCACUGAUAGGAAAGUAGGGUCUACAAACUACUUUAUACAGGUUACAGCUUUAGAUGAAAGGUGGAGUGGCUAUGUUAGAUGAAAGGUGGAGUGGCUAUGUUAGAUGAAAGGUGGAGUGGCUAUGUUAGAUGAAAGGUGGAGUGGCUAUGUUAGAUGAAAGGUGGAGUGGCUAUGUUCCGAUCUCAGGUAUCAUAUAGAAACAACAGUUGUGGGAUCUGGCAGCUUAAGUGGACAACAGUUCAUCUCGUACUCAUAAAAAUGCACGAGAAUCUGCGUAUUAAUGAUUUACGUUUCGAAAUAACGGACAUCUGCACAUGUUUAGUUUGCUAUGAAACCUGGAAUUAGUUUUGGACAUUUGUUUUGUUACAUUUGUACAAUGGAUGUGAGACAAAGAAAUUACAUUGCUGCUAUGGAUCUUCAGAUGAGAUGAAACUUUCACACAUUUUACCCUAAUUUAUUGAUUUUAAAUCAGGGUUCCUCAGCUGGCGGCCUGCAGGGUGGUUUCAUUUGAAAUGAUGUUUUCGAUCAAACAUAUCCGCUUGCAGUCUACCAUCGAUUUGGAAUUAUAUUCCCGACCUUUCGCUCGACAAAAAAGAAAUCGUCGCGCGGCUGAAUCAAGUUGAUGAUCCCUGUUCUAAAUGGUUUGUUUCAAUUUUAUUCUUCAUCAUUUGUGUAAUAAUGAGUUAAUAACGUUAGUAAUUGGUCGUAUUUUUAUAGGUGUCUUAGUUUGUGUUGAACACAAAAAUGAGACUUUAGGUAUACACAUUUCUAUGAUUUCGGAAAUGCAGAUUUAAAAAAAAAAAAAAAAAACUUGAUUAUCAAAUGAUUUUUUUUAAACUAAUAUUGUUGUAGCAAAAAUAUUUUUAUUUUUGCUUUGAAGCCAAAUAAAUGUUGAUGGUGAAACAACUAAUAGUUAUUAAGUAAGGCUGAUGUCGGUUGUAACCAGAUUGCUACUUUUGGCCAUGAACUGCAAGUACAGUAUGGAUGAGUCACCUGACGCUCACUGUCAGAGGCCCGUCCGUACACACUGAAGUUGUACAAACAUUUUGAUACAUCGCAGCGUUUCUCUGCACAAAGAAAUAAUAACACAAGCAUUGAAGAGACACUACACAAUGGAUGUAUACACUUGUAUCACAGCCAUCAUGUAAAAUGUGCUUGUAGAUCAGUCGAACAACCUGGGUGUGUAUGGGGUCAGAGGUCGUCAGGGUCUAACUGCACAAUGUGAACUGUGAGCCGGAAAAUGAGAGGGUUAACUCCGAUACACUACAGUGAAGAACGGCAGAAUUGCAAACAGAGUUACAAUGUAGCUACAGUAAGAACGAUACACUACAGUGAAGAACGGCAGAAUUGCAAACAGGGUUACAAUGUAGCUACAGUAAGAACUGAGUCUUUCUCCUUGUAAUAAUGGAAGCCAAUUUAUUAGACAGCCUUGGUACAUUGGUACACAUGAAGUAUAGUUUUGUUUCUGCUUCACUCGCAAACAUAGAAUCCCAAUGAGUUAAACAGGUUUAGGACAGACUUACAUUUUUUUUAA
Messenger RNA from Oncorhynchus keta (chum salmon), 7408 nucleotides. It is a transcript of the gene akna, whose product is annotated as AT-hook transcription factor. Bases 822 to 5468 code for a protein of 1548 amino acids. Gene Ontology annotation, biological process: neuroblast division in subventricular zone; epithelial to mesenchymal transition; neuroblast delamination. NCBI's taxonomy places the organism in Eukaryota, Metazoa, Chordata, Actinopteri, Salmoniformes, Salmonidae. Gene Ontology annotation, cellular component: centrosome. The record is from RefSeq and is a predicted model, not a curated record. The transcript has 21 exons.